AUGAAUGAAACAUUGACCAAAUUGCAAGGAGACUACAUUAACAUUAUAACGAAAAUAAUAAAUAUUGUGUUUUUACUAGAGCAGAUGCUGAAUAUGUAUAUUAAAGAAUUAUCAAAUGAAGAUUAUUUCAGCUUUUUAUCCGUUAAAGCACUGUUUGAUGAAAAUUCAGAUGAAAGUCAAGAGAUUUCUGACCUACUGAAGCUAUUAGAAAACUUAAAGGAUAAAAUGUCUGUGAGGUUUAGUGACUUCAGUAAGUUCCAAGAACCAUUUCGCUUGGUGGAAAAUCCAUGGGCAAUAUCAACAGCAAAUGUACAACAGCUCAUCUUUCUAUUUUUGGAUACGAAGCUAGGGAUUUGA
Diabrotica balteata is the source of this 357-nucleotide messenger RNA. Lineage: Eukaryota; Metazoa; Arthropoda; Insecta; Coleoptera; Chrysomelidae. The record is from the annotation of a GenBank genome assembly.